CCCUCCUCUAAUCCCCUAGGCUUUGAUUUGAUCCUCUGCGAGGAACAAGCUCAACCCGUCUGCCCCGUAGCCAGUUGUCCCCGGCCCUCGCAGGUGCCCACGGAACCGGUCCUCUUCGUCCACCCCCAGGAGGUCAGAGCCCUCACCUCGCACUGCCGGGCCACCCGGGGUCGGGGGCCGCACCCGCACAUCUGGACCAUCAGAGAUCCAGCAUCCCGCUGUACACGUGACAGCAAGGCCCUUCCAGGUGAUGGGUGUGCGGCCACCGCCGCCCCUGGCGCGCAGGUGUGAGCGCCCCAAAUUGUGCGGGGGAGGGGGCUUUAGGCAACGCGCUGGCAGCCUCCGCAGCCGCUGACACCGAGCCCAGCAAUCCCCGGAAGGCUCCAAAUUCCGAGUCCGCCGCUACUGGAGGUUUCUGGAAAUUGUCCCCAGACCGAAUUUUUUCUGAGAGGGACACACGCGGACCUGGAUGAAGAAGCCUUGGGUUUUAAGCUAAGCAGGCAAAAAUGGGCCUUUGCUAGGGGCUGUGCGGGUCUCGCAGGGGACUUGGGGGUUCCAUGUCCCGGGAUGCCUCCAGAGGCGCCCGGCUGGCUCUAUUCCCUGCCCGGCCGCAUCCCGCCCUGGGCAUCAUGAGUUACUUCCUGUCCUACUGCAAAGCUCAUGGCGGCGCGCUGCUCACUGGCUACCAGACCCUCCGCGCCGAGGGCUUUUUGUGCGACGUGACACUGGAGGCCCAGGGCAGCGAGUUCCCGGCGCACAGGUCGCUCCUAGCGUGCUCCAGCGACUACUUCAGGGCUCUGUUCAAGAGCCACACCCGGGAAUCCCGGGCGCGUGUGAUCCACCUGCACGUACCGUCGGCGGCCGGCCUGCAGCGCCUGCUGGACUUCAUCUACACUGCCUGGCUGCCCCUGUCCAUGGACACUGUGGAGGACACGUUGGAGGCGGCCAGCUACCUGCAAGUCACCGAGGCCUUGGGGCUGUGUGGCCGCUACUUGGAGCGGCAGUUGGCCCCAGAGAACUGCUGCUUUACCGCCAACGUGGCGGCGCGCUUUGGCCUGGUGCACACGUUGGGUGCGGCUGAGCGCUGCGUCGUGCGUCACCUGUGGCAGCUGCUGGUGACGGGCGCGGGUCCCACGGGGCUGCUGGAACUCAACCCUGCGUCCCUGAAGGCCGUGUUGAGUGCCCCCGACGUGGCGCGAGUGUCUGAGGCCCGGCUGCUGGGCCUGGCGCUGACCUGGCUGCGGCAGGAGCCCGCGGCCGAGCGCCUGGCACACAGCGCGGCGCUUCUGGGUUGUAUCCGCUUUGGCCUGGUGCCAGCCCACGUGCUGCGGCGCGUGUACUCGGGUUCGGGCCUCAUGCUACCUGCUCGGAUCAAGGGCCUCAUCAUCCAGGCCCUCAACUACCACACAGCACCCUCCCGCCAGCCGCUCAUGCAGAGUGAACAGACCAGCAUCCGGAGCCCCCAGACCCGCAUCUUGCUGAUUGGGGGGCUCCGGGCGCGGGAGGCAAUUACCGAGGAGGUUGUGGUCCCGCAGGCAGCAGCCAGGGACCGGCGCGCCGCGGCCGAGCCCGAGGAAGAGGAGGAGGAGGAAGAGAUGGAGGAGGAGGAGGAGGAAAAGGAGUGGGAGCUCACCCAGGACGUGGUGUCCUUCGAUGUGUACAACCACCGCUGGCGCAGCCUCACGCAGCUGCCCGCACCGCUGCUUGGGCACUGCGUGUGUACCGCGGGUAACUUCCUGUUUGUCCUGGGUGGGGAGAGUCCUUCAGGCAGCGACUCCACACCCCUGGCCGACAGCCCACGGGCAGUCACGGCCCAUGUGCACCGUUAUGACCCGCGCUUCCACGCUUGGACAGAGGUGCCCGCCAUGCGAGAAGCGCGGGCCUACUUCUGGUGUGGUGCGGUGGGCGACAGCCUCCUGGCCGUCGGGGGCCUGGGCUCUGGUGGUGAGGCACUGGCCUCUGUGGAGAUAUAUGACCUGAGAAGGGACCGCUGGACGGAAGCCGGGGCACUGCCACGGCCGCUGCACGGCCACGCGGGGGCCGUCGGGGACCAUGGUGUCGUGUACAUCUCUGGGGGCAAGGAGGGGAGAGGUGAGGGUGGCGCGAGUAGCCUCCGGGACUUGUAUGCUCUGGACCCCGGGGAGAGGGUGUGGAGCAAGAGAGCGCCCAUGGGUACCGCCCGUUUUGGGCAUCACCUUGCGGUGCUGCAAGGGGCGGUGUUUGCGUUUCUGGGACAAUAUGAGCCCUUCUCCGAGAUCGAGCGCUAUGACCCUGGCACCGACCAGUGGACUCGGUUGCGGCCGCUACCCUAUGAUCGCUUCUGCUAUGGGCUGGCAGUGGUGGAAGAGACGGUGCUACUGCUGGGGGGUCUCAAGUGGCGGGAAUCACGCCAAGUGCCCACCUGUAACGUGGUGGGCUACGAUCUCGACCUGGACCACUGGGAAGACAUCAGCUGCGUGCUCCCCUGGGCCUGGAGUGGCCUACAGUGCGCUGUGCUGCAGCUGGCUGAGGGUGGGGAUGAGGAGAGGGAGGGACAGCCUGGAGAGGUGCUAGAUUUAGUGCUGAGUUGAAUGGGUGAGUCCAGCCUCCAGCAGAGGGAAGAGAAAGCCCUGCUAGAGGAGUGGGGCUCUGGUAGCAGAAGGGCUUUUGAGGUAAGAAGGGAAAUGAGGGCUUGGCCAAAGAGAACCCCCGCCCCUCCCCCACCUUGACCUGAGACUGGGAGACAGGAUAUAUUAAAUAGUAGGAUAUGUGAUGAGCUUCAGUGAGCUAAAAACUUUUGUAGAAAGACUCAUGCUGGGCUAGAAAUGGAUUUUUGAAAAUAAAAUAUGACCUAAUGUCCCUUCUUAUAGGUAAAGUGUUUCCCUAGGUGUCAAACUAGUGACUACUUCUGUGCCAAAAAAAAAAAAG
This is a messenger RNA of Castor canadensis (American beaver), 2907 nucleotides long. It is a transcript of the gene Klhl34, whose product is annotated as kelch like family member 34. The record is from RefSeq and is a predicted model, not a curated record. Lineage: Eukaryota; Metazoa; Chordata; Mammalia; Rodentia; Castoridae. Gene Ontology annotation, molecular function: protein binding.